CUUGGAUAACUGCCUCACAAUAUUGAUGAAGGGACUGGAACCGAAACGCAACUUCUUCUUAUCGAUCUUAAUCAAACUUUGACAAACUUGAAGCGGAAAGUCCAUUAUCAUAACAAAAUGCCUUCUAGAGAAAGGAGACCGCGUCUUGAUGGCUGGGGAAGGUUCAAAUUAGCAUUUAUCACAUUUGCCUUAUAUGCUUUAGGAUUUCCCAUCUUACUAUUUCAUGUUCUGCUACUGAUCGGCUGUGCAACCGACUCACCCGGUAUGGACAACAUCUACGUUGCCUCACUCUCCGACGAAGUCAGAUUUUCCUACACUUCCCUCUGCGCCCCCACCACCACGGGCCGCACCUGCACCCUCUCUGUCGGAAAAUCCCCCCUCAUCCUCACCACUCUCUACAACUUCACUACUCCCCUUUCCACCCUCCAAUACGCACUCGAUCUCCAAACAAGCAUAUCCUUCGUCAUCCCCGCCAUGUCCGCGCUACUCUUCCUCUUCGCCCUCCUAACCCUCUUUUCCGCCCGUGGAAUCAUAAAAAGAAACGGAACUAACACUCCCUCCCACAUCUUCACCAUCACACUCCUCUUUUGGACUUCCGCAGCCGUAGCUUUCGCCGCUGCGUAUUCGCUCACCUCAUCCGGCGCAGCAUUGGCUGUGCAUCCCCCAUCUUCCCUUUCCGUCUCAAACUCAAACUCAAGCGGAGAAAACACAGAGACGAACAUCGAGCCUGGAAAAGUAAUGUUAGCGCUUCAAUGGAUAACGUGGAUUUUUAGCAUCGUGGCUGCGAUGAUGAGCGGGAGUAUUACGAAGACGAUUUUGAACGGAUCGUCGGGGGAGAGGAGGAGGAGAAAUAGUAGAAGUGGGAGUCUGUAUGCAAGAGGCCCGAGUAUGGGAAGGGCUAAUAGAUCUUUAGUUCCGCCAUAUAGUAGAGAUCCGUUGCCGAGAUCGGGGAGCCCGGUUUCGCCUAUUUGA
Botrytis porri is the source of this 972-nucleotide messenger RNA. RefSeq lists its product as uncharacterized. The coding region runs from base 118 to 972 and encodes 284 amino acids. The record is from RefSeq and is a predicted model, not a curated record. NCBI's taxonomy places the organism in Eukaryota, Fungi, Ascomycota, Leotiomycetes, Helotiales, Sclerotiniaceae. The transcript has 4 exons.